Molecule: messenger RNA, 7221 nt
Organism: Thalassophryne amazonica
Lineage: Eukaryota; Metazoa; Chordata; Actinopteri; Batrachoidiformes; Batrachoididae
Product: disks large homolog 5-like
Exons: 33
Coding region: 1-5955 (1984 amino acids)
Biological process (GO): regulation of apoptotic process
Molecular function (GO): protein binding
Source: RefSeq, a predicted model, not a curated record
AUGGAGCCCGAGCAUAAGGAGUUGUUGGAGAAAUGUUACCAGGACUUGGUGGACUCUGUAACGGACGUGGACCGGGUCGUGGAGGUUUUAUCUCGCUGCGGUGCUCUCAGUCCGUCCGAACGGUACCAGCUCGGACAGGGCUGUUCGUCCGACCCGGAUAAAGUGGACCUGCUGCUGAAGAUCCUGCUCAGUCAGGACAGAGACCACUUCUCUGAGUUUUGCAUGGCCCUGGAGAAGUUUCACCCUCACCUGCACUCCGUGCUGCUCAGCGGUACCGGUACCGGGCCUGGUUACCACACAGCUGGGUCCACUUACAGCGUCUUAUCCACCAUGCCGUCAGACUCUGAAAGCAGCAACUCUCUCAGCAGCUCAGGUACACCUGGUCAAGCAUCAUCGCUGCCGCCUGCUGAUACGGACAGCCACCAGGUGAAUGAGACGAUGGAAACGCUUCGACACAUGACCCGUGAGAGGGACGAAUUACGAAAGCGCGUUCCCCUUUCUUCACCUGGAACCGCCUUUGAUGACUGCAGACAAAACUCAAAAGCUGGGCAUGACUACGAGCAUUUGAAGCUGCAGUGCAUGAAGGUGAUGGCAGACCUGCAGUCUCUACAGAACCAGCACAGCACCACCCUGAAGAGGUGCGAGGAGGCGGUGAAGAAAGCAGACUUCUACCAUACACUUCACAGCCGCCUUGGAAGUGAACAUGCCCAGUUGAAAGAUGAGCUGGAGGCUGUGAGACUGGACAACAUCCAGUUAGUCAGGGAGCACAACCACUUAAAGCAGACCUGUGAAGAGCUGAGGAGGCUGCAUGAUGACGAUCAGCGAGAGGUGGCUGACUUGAGGAUCCUACACCAGCAGGUGGUGAGAGAAGGUUCAUCUGAUGUUGUCAACAAGAUGUAUGACACUGCAGUGGACAAGUUGGAGGCUUUGAAGGGUGACUACGAGGCUCUGAGGAAACGUUAUAAUGAGACAACAGCAAGCCACAACAUAGAUCUGAGUCGCCUGGACCAGAUAGAGGAGGAAAACCACCAGCUACAGAAACAACUGGAGAUGCUUCUGAAGCAGAGGGAUGCUGCUAUCUACUAUCAGCAACAGUACUCUUCUUCUGUUAGAAGAUUUGACAACGCACAGCAAGAACUGUCCAAAGCCACAGCCCACAACAAAGAGCUGCACCAAGAAAUGGAACGGCUGCAGUCUGAGGCGACACGGCUGAAAACACAGCAGCUCAAAGCCCUGAAGGACUGUGAGAAAUACAAGGAGGAACGGGACUCUGUGAUCAGUGAAUACCGUCUGGUCAUGAGCGAGAGGGACCAGGUGAUCAAAGAGGUGGACAGGCUUCAGACCGGGCUGGAGAUGGCAGAGGCAAAGUUGAAGAACACUUCCUCAGAGAGACAGGUGGCCAACGAGGAACUGGAGGCUUUCCGACAGGAACUGUCCUCGGCACUGAUGGACAGGGACAGGGCCAUCUGUGAGAAGAACGAGCUGCUGGAGAAGUACUGCCACGAGGUAAAGGACAAGGCCGAGGCUCAAAAGGAACUGAGCCAAGCCUGCAAGGACAUAGAAACUGUGCGUGAGGAGAGGGAUGUAGCCCGCAAGGAGAGGACGGAGGCCAUCAUCCAGAGGGACCAGCUGCUGCGAGAGUAUUACCAGGCCAGACAGAAACAAGACUCUGCUACUCUGGACAUGGAACGUGCCAACAAGGAGAUCGAGAUCUUGAGGAAGCAGUACGAGCCCAUCUCUCUGGAGCUGAAGGAAGCCUUGCAGGAGGCAGAGGUAGCAAAGUGUCGCAGAGACUGGGCCUUUCAGGAGAGGGACAAGAUAGUGGCAGAGAGGGAGAGCAUACGGACGCUGUGUGACAACCUGAGGCGAGAAAGGGAUCGAGCAGUAAGUGACCUGGCGGAAGCUUUGAGGAAUCUUGAUGAUCUGAGAAAGCAGAAGAAUGAUGCUACACGGGAACUCAAAGAGAUAAAAGAAAAGGUGGAAGACCAGUUGGAACUAGAAGCAAGGUUUCGUCAGUUGAUGGCUCACAGUUCCCAUGACUCCGCCAUCGACACCGACUCAAUGGAAUGGGAGACGGAAGUUGUAGAAUUUGAGAAGCACAGAGACAUGGAUUUGAAAGCACUGGGGUUUGAUAUUGCUGAAUGGGUAAAUGAUCCUUAUUUACCAGGAGACUGUGGGAUAUUUGUUAGUAAGGUGGCCAAAGGAAGUAUUGCUGAGGGAAGGCUGAGGGUGAAUGACUGGUUGUUGAAAAUUAAUGACAUGGACUUGACCAAUAAGGACAGGAAGCAAGUGAUCAAAGCGGUACUGAGCGGAGAGGGAGUGAUCAAUAUGGUCGUUCGCAGAAGGAAGUCGCUAGGAGGACGGGUUGCUACCCCAAUCCAGAUAAGCCUGGCUGGACACAAAGAAAGUGGCAUAGGCCUGGAAAGUGGAAUUUUUGUCACAUCUUUGGCCCCAGGAAGUCCGGCUGCCAGAGAUGGAUCUAUGACUGUCGGUGACAGGCUGCUAGCUAUCAAUGGAAUCACACUUGAUAACAAGUCCCUCCCAGAAUGUGAGGCACUCCUGAGGAACUGCCAUGAUUAUCUCAGUAUUUCCUUCCAGAAGUUUGUUCCACAGAGCUGUUCUGGCCAGAGUUUAUUUGAAACUUUGAAGGAGUCAGAAAAGCCCUGCCGGCUCCAAUCAUGUGAGGUCCAUGCCAGGAACUGCAGGAACCCCAAACACAUUUGGUCCAAGCAUAACUGCUCCACACAAACAGAUGUUAACAGCUGUGACAUAAGCAGCACAGGUGAUGUAGCCUGUAAGGAAACCAAUGAGACUCACUGCCCUCAUAAGCCCUUUUCUAAUGGUUCCCUACACUCUCGCUCUCUUUCCCACCAAGGCAACUCCUCCACUUUACAUAGUUACUCAGAAACGCAUGAAGAGGUCUGGCACAGGAGGCCAGAGCCGCACCAUGGCCCUUUCACUCUCACCUCCAUGGUCUCUGACUGCAGCUCUCCACAGCCUUCUGUAGUGAAGCCUGCUGGAGGCACAUGGCCAAAAAUGAUGAUGGGAGAUGAUAGUCCUGAGUGCAGCCAACUUUCGAUUUAUAAAAAACCAAAACAAAGGAAGUCUAUCUUUGACACUCAUGCAUUUAAAAGAUCUGAGGUGCCCCCAAAAUUGGAUUAUGUAUCCCUUGCUCAGUUUCCCAAGCAUUCACCACAGAACUCGACAUCUGAAGCUGCUCAGAGUCCUCCUACUCCUCCAACAAGAAGUGACUCUUUCAGGUUCAAACAUCAUCAACAGAACAGUUCAGCAUCCGAUUCCACCAUCACUACCGGCACUCCCCCGGCCUCACCGGCACCAGCUGCAGGCCCCCAUGAGGAUGGGGAGGCAAGGAGCCAGUACUGCUAUUCUGAUGGUUCCUCAGGAGAGACUAUGAUGAGUUCAAAGAAACCUCUCGAGGAAGAGAGGCAAAGGUACAGAACACAGGAGCGAGAAAGGAGGAGACACCGGCCAAAAUCGGCACCUGCUCUGCAGCGAAAUGUGGCUCCAUUACACACCCCUGUUCCCAUGCAGAGUUUCUCUAACGAUGAGCAGUCCCCAGAGCCCAUGGACAUGUUGCGUUUCUCUCCCAUGCGAACCAAUCGGUACAGCAUGCCCUUCACACCUCCAGGCUACAACAGUAUUGGUGCACAACCAGUACAACGAGGUUUAGCUCCAUGUCCUAUUGUGACAGCAGUGACGAGGAACCCGGUCUACACCGCCUGGAGCCAUGAGAUCCAGUCUAACAACGGUCCACCAGCACCCGGCCCAGGCGCCCACCCACAGUCACACACCAGGUGUGAGCAGUUGUCAAUAAACAGCCCUCAGCAUCAAGGUCGACACAGCAUGGAUCUCAGCCACAAGCACACUGGAGAGUUCGUUGAGAUGAGCUGCAGCCAACCAUCACACGCCACCACCACGAACCCCGUAGUCCCCAGUGCCCGACCGGGUUCUUCAAAUACUUUAAAGUUUCGGGCAGAACGCAUUAAGAUGCCCCCAGCUCGUUACCCACGCUCCACUGGAUCUGACAGAGGCUCCCGCUCCCAUUCAGAGUGCAGCAGCCCGACACCACCACUGUCCCCCGUCAACCUGGAGCUCUCACCUUUUACCAGCACCCAAUCGCAAAGCUCCAUUUCCCCCCAACCCAGGAUAUCAGUCAGCCAUGUUGCAGUUGGUGACAGAAGGAAAAACGGGCCAUAUUUGGAAGAGCCACGCAGUGUGACUGUACAGAAAGGAGCAGAACCGCUUGGAAUCUCCAUCGUGAGCGGUGAGACUGGAGGAGUGUUUGUGUCCAAAGUCACAGCAGGCAGCAUUGCACACCAAGCUCAUUUGGAGUAUGGGGACCAACUCCUAGAGUUCAAUGGAAUCAACCUUCGGAAUGCCAACGAGCAGCAGGCUCGACUGGUGAUCGGGCAGCAGUGCGACACAGUCACCAUUUUGGCUCAGUAUAAUCCUCACAUGGUUCAACUGGGAAACCACUCGCAUUCAGGUUCUCGGGUAGAGUCAGUCAUCAGCCAUGCAACCCCUCAAGACAGUGGUGCCACCACCCUGGACCAUCACUCCGUCAUCAACAUAGUGAGCGAACACAACCACAGCACUGUGACGUCAUCGCCCAACCAGAACACACCUUCAACCAGCCCUCACAGCCCAUUCAGGCUGCCUGGUUCAGGUUUCUGCAGGGCUGCAGAACCUCGGCUGGUGAGGCUGACGAAGAUCCAGGUCGAGCUGGGAGUUCAGAUCUGUGGUGGAAACCUUUGCGGCAUCUUUGUGGAAAGUCUGGAUGAUGAUAAUCCGGAUGGCCUGCUGCCUGGAGACUUGAUACUGGAGUGCAAUGGCAUUAACAUGAAAAACAAAACUAAAGAAGAGGCAUACUUGGAGAUGAUGAAACCAGCUGAAACAAUCACAGUCAAAGUCCAGAACUACAUGGGUGACCUUAGUGCCCUCACAGAGUCCCCUGGAGAUGGAUUUUUUAUAAGAGCACUUUAUGAGAGGGAGGCAGAGGUCGAGCAGGAGCUGAUCUUUAAGAAAGAUGACAUUCUGUACGUGGAUGAUACACUACCACAUGGAAACUUUGGGUACUGGAUGGCCUGGCAGCUGGAUGAGAAGGCACAGAAGCUUGAGAGAGGACAAAUUCCAAGUAAAUACAUGAUGGAUCAGGAGUUCUACAGAAGACACAACAUGCUUGAUAAAGAUGAUAACGGCGCCAGUAAGACUCUGUCUGCUGCCGCUCGGAGGUCUUUCUUCCGCCGGAGGCCAAAGCACAAACGCAGCGGAUCCAAGGAUGGGAAGGAGCUGAUGGGUCUGGAUGCUAUAAGCACAGAUUUCUUCCCUGUCAUAGAUGAUGGUGUGAACCUGGUGUACCAGCGUGUCCAGAAGGUGGAUUGCACUUUUCCCAGACCAGUGCUGCUCUUGGGUCCAUUGGUGGAACCUUGUAAGGAAAUGUUGGUGAAUGAGGCUCCUGAUAAGUUCUGUCGCUGUCUGCCUGAGAUUAUGAAGGCAUCUCAGCAGGCAAUUGAGCGAGGAGUAAAAGAUUGUGUGUUCAUCGACUACAAACGGAGGAGUGGUCAUUUUGAUGUGACAACUGUGGCAUCAAUAAAGGAGAUCACAGAGAAGGACUGUCACUGUUUACUUGACAUUGCCCCUCACGCCAUUGAACGUCUUCACAGCGUUCACAUCUUCCCAAUUGUCAUAUUCAUUCGCUACAAAAAUGCCAAACAGAUAAAGGAGCAGAAAGAUCCUCAGUACCUGCGGGAUAAACUCUCACAGAAACAUUCCAAGGAGCAGUUUGAGAUGGCUCAGAGAAUAGAACAGGAAUACAGCCGCUUUUUCACAGGUGUUGUUCAGGGAGGCAGCGUCUCUUCCAUUUGCACUCAGAUCGUGAGCGUCGUGGAGCAGGAGCAGAGUAAAGUGCUGUGGAUUCCACAUGGAGCUCUGUAGGAGCGUCUCAUCAUCUUGGUUUCUUGCCUGCCUUUGUGGACGUUCGAGGAGUUGCACCAUUUUGGUGAAUCAGUACAUCUAAAAGACUUUGGUUAGAAUUUCGGCACCAAUGAGGCCAAAAGCGUAGGAUUCCCACAGUAGUGCUGUACUUUUUGUUUACACGCCUUUGACGCGUACUUGAAUGUUUUUUUUUUCCUUAAUGUGCUACCACUCCUAGAAUCCAGAGUGUCCUCAUACUGUUAUAAAAGAAGACAGAUCGGACCACUGUUCUUUUUGCAUCUUUCUAAACUUUAAUUCAUCAAAUCAGACCUCCUUUGUUAUACAUAGUUUUAGCUAAUAGUAAAUCUGCAUUUUCCAAAUAAUGUUAUUUAUAGAGGAACCAGUGGGGCCAGAUGUGCUUCUUCUCUUUGUGUUGCUGUCUUUUGUUCCUGAACCAGUUCUUACACUUUACAGAGUUCGACCCACAGUUUUCCCAAGCAGUACCUCAGCAUGACUUGUGUCGGCGUACUGCUUGGCAAACAUCACCACAACUCGGGAAUAGUUGCUUAAACUUGUGCUAGUUUUUGAACAUGUUCAAAGUUUCCAGGAAGAAAAAAGACUUUCUAACUGUUGCCAAGUGGUGUACCUGCUAGGGAGCACUUGAUUCGGUUUGAUUUAUUUAUAAAGCACCAAAUGACAACAGAAGUCACUCUAAGGCGCCAUAAAUGAGCAAUUAAACCUUAAGAUCUGUUCAUACCGAACCACCGGUUGGCCAGUUGAACUUGUUGACAGACGAUAGUGCAAGUCAGCUCAAUUUUUCUGGCACCGCUGGCUCGUCUGCACACGUCGCCGGUGAGAGUGCAAAUGCUAAUGCUAAUUGGUUGUUCAGCAUUAACAAAUCAAAAUAUUUAAGAUCAUUUCAUUCUGCUCCAUCUCCUGACAAAGAUUCAGGUCGGCCCUUGAGCCUGUCACCGAUCUGUUCAAGAUCUCAACCAUGUUUUGUAAUUUUGCCUUUUCUUUGCUUCCGCUUUCUCUGUCUUUCCAACAUUCAAACACUCAGGUUUGAUGAGGCCAGCACCAACCAUAACUUCCUCAACAUCAUCCUUGAUCCUUUGCGAAGCUGAAUGAUGACCAGGAGUGCAGCAGAAAUGAAGAGUAAAUGCUGCUUUGCUGUUUUGUUUGAGUCGUCAUGACUUUCAGUUUCCCUCCCUGAAGGAUGUAGAUAAGCGCCACUUGCUUGGUGUGAACAGACCUUUACCCAACCUGUGAGCAAACGCAUUGGCAGCA